Hippocampus zosterae (dwarf seahorse) is the source of this 1174-nucleotide messenger RNA. RefSeq names its product LHFPL tetraspan subfamily member 3 (gene lhfpl3). The transcript has 4 exons. Bases 1 to 696 code for a protein of 231 amino acids. Gene Ontology annotation, cellular component: plasma membrane. Lineage: Eukaryota; Metazoa; Chordata; Actinopteri; Syngnathiformes; Syngnathidae. The record is from RefSeq and is a predicted model, not a curated record. Gene Ontology annotation, biological process: sensory perception of sound.
AUGGUGCCCGGGGCCCCGAGCACCGGUAGCGCCACCAGCAUGCUCCCCGCCUCGGAGGCAGCCAAAAUCUACCAGACCAACUACGUGCGCAACUCGCGCGCCAUCGGCGUGCUGUGGGCCAUCUUCACCAUCCUGUUCGCCAUCGUCAACGUGGUGUGCUUCAUCCAGCCCUACUGGAUCGGCGACGGCGCCGACACGCCGCAGACGGGCUACUUCGGCCUCUUCCACUACUGCAUCGGCAGCGGCCUGUCGCGGGAGCUGACGUGCCAGGGCAGCUUCGCGGAGUUCUCUAGCAUCCCGUCGGGCGCCUUCAAGGCCGCCGCCUUCUUCAUCGCCACGUCCAUGGUGCUGGUGCUCGGCUGCAUCGGAUGCUUCGCGCUCUUCUUCUUCUGCGGCACGGGCACCGUCUACAAGAUCUGCGGGUGGAUGCAGCUGGCUGCAGGAACGUGUCUGAUCCUGGGCUGCAUGAUCUACCCGGACGGCUGGGACAGCGACGAGGUGAAGCGCAUGUGCGGCGAGCAGACGGACAAAUACACGCUUGGCGCCUGCUCCCUGCGCUGGGCCUACAUCCUGGCCAUCAUGGGCAUCAUGGACGCCCUCAUUCUCUCCUUCCUCGCCUUUGUUCUUGGCAACCGCCAAGACAGCCUCAUGGCCGACGAGUUGCUGGCAGACAAGAGUGCGAACAACGCCAUAUAAGGUGCAAGCCAGCCUUUUAAGACGCAUAUACAAGUAUUUUCCAAUGUACAGGUUAUGAUGUUGUCUCUUCUACUCCAAUCAGAGGCCGAGGUGUUCGGAAAGAUCCAAACAAACAAAUCCUUGAGGACGGCAAGGAACAUUCCAUUUGAAAUAUAUCAUUGACCUCAAACUGGCUGCUUCUCUUUGGGCACCCACCCACACAAGUUGCUGAAUGUCUAUGAGGAUAUAAAGACACUAUCGAAUGAUGGGGGGAACCGAGACUUUUUAUGAACCAAAUUCAUGCUGUCAUUUGCCAUUUUGUUCCACUUAAAUGUUCGUGAUUAAGUGGUGGACGUGACUAUGAUAGAUUUGAGGUAAAAACAAAAAAAAGCUGCAGCCUACCGUUGGGGAGCGGUUGUUACGUGCAGUACAUGUGCCAUCCAUAUACUGUAUCGCUGUGGGGUGCUAAAGCCCUCCGAGGCAAAUAAUUUUUUUGGGG